AUGUCGCGGCUCCCACUCGCGCAGUGGGAUCCAUCCCUCUUCACCGAACUACUCCACCUUCUCGUCCUCAUAUCCUCUCGCCCGUCCACAUCUGUCUUCCGCCGCUUCUUCGACAAGCUCGACACUGCUCGUCCGUGGAUCAUCGCCCUCACCGCCCUCCCCACCCCCAACAAUGAGGACAAGGAAUUCAUUGCAACGAGUCCCAUCUCCACUCCCGACGGUGUCGAGGUUCGCGUCACCGACGAGCUCCUCGUAACCACAAACACCAUCGCCGAGUCACUCAACCUCUCCCACCUCCUCUCCGCCGUGUUGGCCCUCCACGCUGUCCAGCAGCGUCCCAGAUUCCCCGAGCGGUCCGACCCAGAAAUCGCCGUCUACCUGCUUCACGAGUAUCUGCAGAGUCUGCUCGACUUUGUCACAGACCUGCUCAAGAUCACGUUCGGCGAGGAUGCCGAGGAGGGUGUGGCGUUUGACGAGCUUCGCGGUUGGGUCGAGGACCUGCUCAGCGAGAAGGGCGCACAGGGCUUCCUCCCUGACGUUGCCGUUGACCAGAUUGACGUGCUCCAGGGCCGACUCGACGCCGUCGUGCGGACGCAGGCGUCUGGUGCCCAGUUCGAGCUCCUCAACUUCCGCGCGUCGAGUCUGCGUCGUGAGCAGAACCGCCUCGCGAGCAUCAUCGCAACCCUCGGUCAGAGCGGCCUAUUCAAGACGUCUCAGGUGGUCAAGAUUGUCAAGUGGUUGAAGAAGUCGCGCCCAGAUGCAGUCGUCGGCACCAUUCUGGCUUCCAUCAUCGCCGCAACACCACCAGUGCAAACAAUCGCGAACACCCCCCAGGACGAGACAGUGCAGACAUACGCCAGCCUGCCAAAGUUCAUGCUGGUGCUGUGCAACCUCAUCUUUGUCGAGAAGGACUGGCAGAGCACUGAGCUGCAAGACGCGGUCAAGCUGCAUUGGGCGGUAUUCUAUGCCAGCGCAGUCUCAUAUGACGCGUCAUUGAGUCAGGCUGUUGGACUGGACGCAAACGGUGCGGAGCGGCACCUCCAGGAGGCGGUGAACGGCCAGGCGUUCAAGUUCCUGACCAAUCUCAUCGCACACCUCGAGGAGGAGCCCGAGGAUCCGACCACUGCGCUCGCAACGCGCUCCGAUCCUGAAAACAACGCGUUCAUCUACGCCCAACUUCAGAAGCUUGUAGGAUGGCUCGUGAAGCAGCGCCAUUUCAUGCGUGGGCUCAAGAACAAGGAGGAGGAUGUCGGCGUCGUGCGGCGGUCAUCAGGCUCCGCACCGGCCCAGAACUUCCAGUCGUUCCUCACUCUCAUGGCGGCGGUAUACCAGCGCUUGCCACCAGAUAGCGCGACGGCGCUCUGGGACGAGUCGUCGUUCACCGGCGUUGUCCUUGACCUCCGUACCGCAUACCCCCCAGACGCAUUCUGGGACUUGAUGUGCGCAAUUUCCAAGGGACCAGAGUGUGCGAGUAAAUGCUUCGAAAAAUUCAAGGAGACGCGCCUGUCAUGGAACGCCCUGUUCAAGUUCUACCAGCACUACAUCGAGCUCAUGCCACCUCUGUACGGUACCCUCAAGACGACGCACCAGACAUCUAUCGAAGGCAUGAGCCACGACGAGUAUUUGGUCGCCGACGGGUGGACGCGGUUACUCGCCAACGUGGUACGUGACUCGACUAUUGCCCGCGGCGCACUCCUCCAGUCCAAGCCGCACCCGCUCCAGACUCUCUUCGACAUUGUGAACUGCGACAUCGCAACCGACCUCAAGGCGGCCGUGUUCGAGGCGAUCAACGCGUUUGUUGAGCGCCGCGGCGACUCGGCCGACGACGACGUGGUUGCGCGAGCGGUCGACAACUAUGAGCGAGUUACGUUCGCCGACCCGACGCUCGACGUACGUGAGGGGACCCGCGUGCCACAGCCCAUCGGCUGGAUGCAGCGCAUGGAACUGGCCGAGCAGGACCUCGGGCUCUACCCGCUCACACGCGCGUACAUCGGCUUCCUCACAGCGCUCAUGCCUUCAGAAAAGGCGCGCGUGAACGGUGCCCUCCGCCGCGGGGCUAUGUACGUGAUCGAUCGCGUUCUUCUGGGGUCCCGGCCCCAGGCAUCAACGACGGAACAGUGGUCCAACUAUCAGGCCAUCAUGGCGUUUUUCGAAAAGGCGCUGCAGACGUUCGACCUCACAGACCUGCUCUCGCCAGCACGUGGCACCGCCGCUGCGUUGUCAGAGCAGCCAGGAUUUUUGAUCCUCUUGCGGAUUCUCAGCGAACCGGCCGUGUUCGCGCCGCUUGGCGACAUUGUCGACGGUGCUGUGCCCAUGGCCCCUAACAGGCCGCGCAUCGCCAACGAGUGCUUGCUCCGCGUGCUCCGCAUCUACCACCGCAUACUCGACAUUCAGCUCGUGUUUAGCGACGUGCUCCUCCUCACACUCCAGUCGACAACUGGCUUCAAGCGCCCACUAGGAUUCCAGUCGCUCGACCACUUGCUGUUGAACCGCCUCUCAAACGUCAUCAACAUUGCCUUCUCCGUCGGGGACCGCGACGAUGCCGUUGCGUUUGUCAGCCUCAAGAUUAUUGCGGCUCUUGCGCAAUCGCCUGUCUUCUCCAGCGCGGACAUGUUCCACGGCGUUUACGCAAAGGUCAUGAACCGCUUGGCCGGUGUCAUCGACUCGUCCGACGAGUCGAUCCGCAUCGCGCAGGCGUUCUCAUCCAAAUUGUCCGAGGAGGGUGAGGACCUCUCACCUGAGUACGUCGCGCUCGAAUCCAAGGCUGUCCUCCGUGGCGAGGACUCGGAUCACCUUCCCAUCCUGAUGCGAUCCGCGAUCCUGGAUAUGCUGGUCGACAACACGGCGGAUGCCACGGGUCCCAACAUUGCCCACUUCCUCCUCGGCUUCGACUUCCGGGCGCGCGAGUUAGGUCUGCAAGACCCUCGUGCUCCUGGGUCGCGCCGCUCGUGCCUCCAGGUCAUCCUCGAACAGCUCAACGAGAAGCCGCCGAUGAUCCAGCUCCACCCCGUCCUCGCUGCCAAGAGUGUACAGCUCAUCCACCAGCUCUUCGCGCACCCAGUUACCGGGCCGAGCACCAUGGCCUACACCGAGUCGUACGACGGCUUCCCGGCGAGGCAACUCGGGGCGUUACCUCGGACAUGCCCUGCUGUGGCUACCGAUGUCGUGGGGCUUGGCAUCGCAUCGACGUACACGGACGAGGUCGAGACCUCGGCCGAUGUCCUCGUAGCGUACCUCAACUACCAGCGUUUCAUCCUCGCUUCGGUCGGGAUCCAGACGUUUGCGUUCGAGGGUCACGGUGCGUCGUCCGAGUACAUCUCAAAGCAGCUGUUCGCCGACGAGGAUGAGGACGAGGAGGACCAGCGCCCGCCGCUCCUCAUCGACCUCGUUUCCAACAUCGACAUCCAGUUCGUCGAGGCGGACCCCGAUGCCCAGCAGGACAAGACGCUCGAGUUCUACUACAACUUCAACUUUGACCAGUACAAGCAGCCAGGGACAGACUUGUUCGACCUCGACGUGCUCGCGCGUGCGCUCAAGUCGAAUCGGCGCCAGCUCGAGCGCCAGGGGGCCGUUAUUCAGGGCACUUCGGCGGACGCAAUGGCCAAGGAGGCGCAGUACAUCCUGGCGCGCCUUGCGUUCAAGAAUCGUCAGAACGAGAUCUUUGUCGCGAAGGGUGACUUCCUGGAGGCGUGGAACGAGACUCUCAAAGUCGCACUUGCACUGCUCUUCCACCACGUGCCCGAGGACAGGCAAGAGGUGCUGCUCUUCGAGCUCCUUUCCGCGGUGCUGGACAGAAUGAGCGGUGACCUCCCACCCGGCGUUCUAGACCUCCUCUCCGAAGCAGCGCUCAUGUCGGUCAACACGCUCAUGACGGCCCUGUCGACACUCGACGCUACCAACCUCCCGCUUGACCAGAUGUCGACCGUCCUCACCAAGAUCAUCGACGCGGUCCUCAAGCCAGGUACUACCGAGAUCGUGCGCGGUAACCUCUACGCAUCUAUCACGCAGUACCUCCAGCUCGUACCCGGCGGGGACAGCGCGCUUCGCCGUUCGACCAUUACCGACCUUGCCGCGCGAAAAGACCGUUUCAUCCCGCUCCUCUGCCGGGACGCGAUGGACAUGCGCGACGUGUGGAAGACGGAGUAUUUCUCGCUCCUUGCCAGCAUCGCCGCACUUGGCGACCGUGUGAUCCUCGCGCCGCUUGUCACGAGCCGGUUCCUCGCCCAGUUUGUGCGCAGCAUCAAGGACCGCGAGCUGCAGCUCCAGGAAUGCCUGGUGCCGGACCCAGACGGCCUCCACGCUUUCUGGGUGUACGAGGCCAACGCCGCUUUCCUUACGGCCUACGCGAGCUCGCCGAAAGGCGCAAGCGACCUUAUCGACGCGGGCGUCUUUGAGACGUUGGCUACAUGCAGUUUCAUGGGUGUGUCGCCUUUCAACGACGACGUCCUCUCCAUCGGAUCGAACGCCGAGGCGGUCGAGCGCCAGCACCGCGUCCUGAUCUCGGCGCUGCAAUUGCUCGUGCGCGUGCUUUCCCACACCUCCGUUGUGGGUCAGAAGAACGCACUCUCGUUCCUCGGCGCGCACCGCGACUCGUUCCUCAUCCUCCUCCGCGAGAACCAGGCUUACAUCACGGGUACGGGUAUCGACGAGUCGCGCCUCAUCGUGGCGCUCUUCACCGCCGUCGUUCCCAAGGUUUCUCCUGACGAGGUGCGCAGCUCGUCGGGCUUUGGCGCCUUCCAUCACUCCGUGCUCUUCCUUGCGGCCAAGUUCCUUGAACCCUCCUGGGCUGACAACGUCCACUCCGACGCCCAGGAAGCGAAGGACAAGGUUUUGCAACUCAACCAGGUCAUCAUUGCGUACCUCGUAGUGACCACCACAGGGCUCAAGGCUGGCUCCCCGUCAUCCCCGCGCCCUGUCUUCGUGGUUGACGCAGCUCGGUCGAACGGUGCGGCUCGCAUCGGUUCCGCACCAUCCCUCCUGGCAGCCGUGGAAUAUGUGGCCGAGCUCGCAGAGACGCUACAGGACGUCUCGAACGCCUAUGACGACGUCGCAGACAAACUUGAGGCCGGGGAGGAUGUUGGUGCAGCCGGCUUCGAAGCUGGCUCUGUGGAGGAGCUGCAGGCUAGCUUCGUUGCGAGGACCAACGCCAUUUCCAUCAUGAUCGAGUCCCUCCUCCUCCUCAUUUGGCGGCACAUGAUGUACUACACCGCGGAUGCGGGCGGCGAGGGCGUACGCCCAACUACGCUGAGCCUAAGCUUCAGCUCUGCGGGGAUGAGCAGUGCAGCACCCGGCGCAGUCAGCAUGCGGGCCCUAGAACGUGUGGCCGCGUUCCUCCGCGGCGUGUUGGACCGACUGGACGACGUCGAUGUCGCGAACCGCAAGGACGACGCAUACUACGCGAUGCUGGUGCGCCGGCUACGCGAGCUGUGUGGUGGCCUAACCGAAUAG
Cutaneotrichosporon cavernicola is the source of this 5448-nucleotide messenger RNA. RefSeq lists its product as uncharacterized. Lineage: Eukaryota; Fungi; Basidiomycota; Tremellomycetes; Trichosporonales; Trichosporonaceae. Gene Ontology annotation, molecular function: structural constituent of nuclear pore. Gene Ontology annotation, cellular component: nuclear pore; nuclear pore inner ring. The record is from RefSeq and is a predicted model, not a curated record. The transcript has 4 exons. Gene Ontology annotation, biological process: nuclear pore organization. Bases 1 to 5448 code for a protein of 1815 amino acids.